ACGCUCUCCACUCCCCUGUCCUUACUGUCCUUCUGGGUAGUUUAGGUCUUUGUGGCAUCCUGACCUUCAUUCCAAUUGCGCCCACUGGUGCCUUUUCUUUGUUUCUCUCUUCCUUUCUUCUUCUUCCUCUCCCCUCCCCUCCUCUCCGGCUAAACGUCAAUCUACCCCCUCGCCGUCGAUUAUCACCGCCCAUUCAUCUCAACAUAUGCACGCCCUCUAAUCCUUUCUGCUUGUUUUGGUCCUGAUACACUGAUACCGUCUGUGCUCGUGUACGUUCGCCAACCCUCCAGAGACAAAUGCGCAUCGGGAUUCAGUGUCCCGUCCACUCGUUCGUAGUCUUAUUUACCUCUUGAUACCCAUAGCGCAUAAUUCGUCGCUCAUUUUCGCUUUUGUCACGGAGCCAGUCAUUACCAAGAGCCGGGGUGGAUUAAUAUCUAAUUAACACAGCUACAGUCUGCUGGUACAUCAUCUGGAUGGAAUCCCGGAUGGUAGCUUUUUGAUCGGUUGUGCACCAAGGGCUUAGGGAUAUACCUGUCCACCAGCGCGCAUUAUCGAUACCAUUUGCGACGCGACCAGGGUUCAAAAAAGAAGCACUCUCAAGGCUAUUGAAGGGUGAAUUAGGGCUCGCUCUUCCAUCAACAAACCCCCAAAUUCGUGUGGGGAUCAACAGCGGUUACGGAUCACCCACAGCAACAAUCAAUACAAACGUAUUGCAAGAUGUCGGACAACCCAAUGAGCCAAUCGGCGCGAGAAACUCCUCAUAUUCGACUCAAUUCCGGCCAGCAUGAUCCAUUUAGUGAUCCAGAGGAGACUUGCCCACCGGUCCCUAGUCAUGUGGGCAUUGGACGGGCCUUGACACCUGACAUGUCGAAUUCAACGUCGACGGGGACAUUUAUGACCAUGCAGACUGGGAUGGGAUCACCGACCCCACAGGACUCAACAGAUUUCCUGUUACCGCCGCGACCACAGAGGCACCGGGAACAGUAUGACGGGUUUCAAUCUCCGGAUUUGUCUGCGCAAUCGUCAAGACGGACAAGUUGGAGCUCGGAAGGUGGGAGUGAGAGCAGAGGCUACUUCUACCCCCGCUAUGAGGACAUGAGAUCUCCUUCUCACGGAGAGGGUGAUGGGGAAGAUGUGAAUACACAAACAGUUACGGAGAAGUUCAACAUCAUGCCGUCAGAAGGUCUACUUUUAUUCCCAGAGGAUGUGGAGAAGGACGAUUAUUUGCACAACCCGGAUCCAAACGACAAAGAACGAGAUUGUGACAUUUGGAACCGACGAGGGAUAGUUAACGGUGGAGGUUUAGUCUUGUUGACCCUGGGUCUCCUGAUGCUGUUCAUUGGGUACCCUGUUCUUACUGCUGUUCGAGGGCUGCAAAAACCAUCAGGCUCUGUCUGUGAAGCUGGGGACACAUUAUGUCUUGAUGUGGGAGAGAGAGGCAUACUUACAAAUUUGCGGACCGGGUUGAUAGACCCGGACACUCCGGCCUCAGCAAUGACGAAGAAGUCGGCUGAUGGCAAGGAAUGGAAGCUGGUGUUCUCGGACGAGUUCAAUACGCCGGGCCGGACGUUUUAUGACGGUGACGAUGCCUUUCUUCAGGCGGUUGAUAUCUGGUACGGUGUGACGCAGGAUCUCGAGUGGUACGACCCUGAUGCAGUUACUACGAAAGAUGGUGUAUUGGAGCUUCGGUUCGAUGCAUUCCCGAAUCAUGAAAUGAAGUAUAGAUCUGGCAUGGUUCAGAGUUGGAAUAAGUUGUGUUUCACUGGCGGUCGUUUGGAAGCAAGCAUAUCCCUGCCAGGAAACGGUGAAGUCUCCGGUUUCUGGCCUGGUUUCUGGGCAAUGGGCAACCUAGGGCGCCCGGGCUAUGCCGCCACCACGGAAGGGAUGUGGCCGUACAGCUACUAUGAUGGGUGCGAUGCUGGUAUCACGCCGAAUCAAAGUUCUACAGAUGGUCUAAGUUGGUUACCUGGAAUGCGUCUACCUGCAUGCGCCUGCAGCAAUGCAGAACAUCCUACCCCUGGUAAAUCACGGAGCGCGCCGGAAAUCGAUGUGAUUGAAGCUAGCGUUGCUGCUCUAAACGGUGAUGCGGCGACGAUGGUAGGGUCGGUUUCUCAAAGUCUGCAGAUGGCCCCGUUCGAUAUUUGGUAUAUGCCUGAUUACGAAUACGCAGCUGUAUACGAUCCCAAGAUCACAGAGAUUAACACCUAUCGUGGCGGGCCCUAUCAACAGGCCAUGUCUGGGCUCAGCAACCUCAAUAAUGACUGGUAUAACGGAACACAGUACCAGGUCUACGCCUUCGACUACACACCCGGCGCCCGUGGCAAUAUCACCUGGUAUGUCGGUGAGGAUAAGACAUGGACUCUCGACGGUAGAGCCCUCGGGCCCAACGGCAACAUUGGCCAGCGGAUAAUUCCUAUGGAACCGAUGUCUAUUAUCAUGAACUUGGGUAUGGCAUACAGUUUUGCUCCGAUUGAUGAUAACAUCAGGAAAUUUUUGCCUGGGUACAUGCGUUUCGAUUACCUCCGGGUCUACCAGGAUCCAGACAACAUCAGCCUUACCUGUGACCCACCGGGCUAUGAAACAACGGAGUAUAUCGCAAAACACCCCAAGGCGUACGAAAACGUCAACAAAACUACAUGGUCUGAUGCUGGAUAUGACUGGCCCAAAAACUCAUUCAUGCAUGAAUGCUGAGUCGUGCCGUUUCCCCCUACCAGCAAUUGAAUCCCUUCAGCUCCCGAGACUUCUGCCCGAAACAUCUUCAAAACCUUUUGGGUACAUAGCUGGCCUCUUUUGUACCAACCUUGUAUCACCACUGUCUCGAUGGUGAAUUCUACCACGUUCACUUAUAUCCCACCUUGCUAAACGGCGUCUUUGGAACCUCACCAGUCGUUUUAGCGGCAUUGUGCUUUGGCGUUCGGCGGGCAUUAUGAUUUCCAUUCUGCAAAGAGCUGCCCGACCUGGACUUGGUCGCAUUCGUGUGCGCGCCCAGCUCGAUUUGACGGCCGCAUGUCGGGCGUAUUUUUUUUUGUCUUCUUCACUCUGCAUGCUGGCAUUUACAUGUGUAUUAUCGCUGUCAUCUUCUGUCUGUAUACCUUUCGAUAUUUCCCUCCUUCCCAACUUUUCCUUGUCUGUUAACAAAUCUUGUGGGGGCUCGAGUCAUUGCGCUCUUUUUAUUCUUAUGAUAGAACACGUUGUCCGACGAUUCAUGGACCGUCUUCUUACCGACGAAAACGAGGCUGUGGUAUGUACGAAAUCUAGGGCGCAGAAAAGCGCUUCGCAUUUGAGAAAAAUAGUCAUGUUGAGGUUCCUCAUUCUCGCAUUGGUUAUGAAAAUAGAGGCAUAAUAUGA
This is a messenger RNA of Aspergillus pseudotamarii, 3348 nucleotides long. RefSeq names its product SKN1/KRE6 family beta-glucan synthesis-associated protein. Lineage: Eukaryota; Fungi; Ascomycota; Eurotiomycetes; Eurotiales; Aspergillaceae. The record is from RefSeq and is a predicted model, not a curated record. Gene Ontology annotation, cellular component: endoplasmic reticulum membrane; plasma membrane. Gene Ontology annotation, biological process: fungal-type cell wall organization; (1->6)-beta-D-glucan biosynthetic process. The transcript has 6 exons. Bases 718 to 2691 code for a protein of 657 amino acids. Gene Ontology annotation, molecular function: glucosidase activity.